Molecule: messenger RNA, 1797 nt
Organism: Dissoconium aciculare CBS 342.82
Lineage: Eukaryota; Fungi; Ascomycota; Dothideomycetes; Mycosphaerellales; Dissoconiaceae
Exons: 3
Coding region: 1-1797 (598 amino acids)
Source: RefSeq, a predicted model, not a curated record
AUGAUUCAACAGGAACGUGAGCCUGACCUGCGCGAUCUCAAUGCGGCUCUUGCUGCGCUCAUCGAUGUCUUUCCAGCGAUCCAACCGGAUGUAUUUCGUGAGAUGUUGACUAACGUGAGCGCAGAGAGUCGCCUGGAGGUAGUCACUGAACAUCUGCUGCAACGAGAGGCAAAGUGGGUUCGAGGACGGUUCCGUACGCCUAGCCUCGGGGCUAUCUCACGGAGCAGUGACCGUUCGAGCAAGGGGAACACUGCAAGUACCACUGAACCGAACUCAGUAGUUGAGAAAAUGCUUAGCAGCGACGAUCAUUUUCGGAGCGAGGCUUAUCGUAAAGCUGUCAAACAAGUCUUCUACCAGGAAUUCCGUUCCCUGAGUCAUUCUACAAUCAAAGGCGUUCUUGCCGAGCAGAAUUUCUCGUACAAACUGGCACGACCGAUUCUUCAUCAAUUAGCGACACGAGGAUGGCGGUUCUCGAUCCCGUAUUUCUGGUCUCGCCCUGCGACUGCGCCUACCCCGACACUCGGUCAGCCUCCUUGCGUGGUCUGGCUGGAAGAUACAAGAGUCGAGGGCAAACAGAUUCCUCAUCUCAAGCGAACAGGGAGCGUCGAAUUAGAUCUGGAAUUGUACGAAAUGUUUGUCGCCGCCCCGAUUGCCAAAUACCGGCAAGAAGUUAUUGCCGCCAACUUUAUGGCGGCUAGUCAAAUUAACGAGGCAGAAGCAACCGAGGUAGGAGCACUGUUUGAUUGCGAAUGUUGUUAUGGCUCGUAUGCUUUCGAGGAAAUUGCAUCAUGUACCGAGGAAAGCCACCUGCUUUGUCACGAAUGUGUUCGUCGCACUGUCAACGAGGCACUGUAUGGCCAAGGCUGGUCACGCACAGCCGAUCUUCACCGUGCGACUGUUCGGUGCUUCGCUUCCACAUCACAAGACUGCGGCGGAUACCUUAGUCCAGAUGCCGUACGUAGGGCGCUCAACGAUGAUGGCAGCGGAACCCAUGAGCAGGAUGAGUUGUGGACGAUAUUUCAGAACAGACUUUACGCCGAUGUGCUGCGCUGCCCGUGCUGCGAUUAUGCGGAAGUCGACGAGACACCGGUAUUCAAGCUUCGGCAUCCUCUAGAAAUCUGGCACUACAUCGGCACAAGAACCACUACUGCCUUCCAGCUCACCUUUCUCUGCGGCCUUGUUGCCACUUCCGUGUUUGCAAACGUACUCUUCGGUUUGCUCGCCGGCAUCUAUCUACUCUUCUCUCUUUUGCCUGGAUCGAGCCGUGUGCUACACGGUGUCUUAACACGAAUCUAUAGGCGUCGGCGCAGCAAUCGUUUCAGAUGCAAGAACCCGACCUGCCUCAAGAUAACCUGCAUGCGCUGCAACGCCAUUUUUCGCGACCCUCACACCUGUUUCGAGUCCGAGAAAACAUCUCUACGCACAGCAAUCGAGACCUCUGCCACCGCUGCCAUCAAACGCACCUGUCCUCGAUGCCUACUCAGCUUUAUCAAAGAAAGCGGUUGCAAUAAAUUGGUCUGCAAUUGUGGCUACACAAUGUGCUACAUCUGUCGACAGGAGAUUACAGCGCAAGAGGGCUACGGGCACUUUUGCCAGCAUUUUCGCCCUGCAGGUGGACGCUGCACCGAGUGUUUCCGAUGCGAUUUGUAUGGCGAUGAGGAUGAGGAGAAGAGUAUCCGUGCAGCGGUCGAGGAGGCGGAGAAGGCCUGGCGAGCAAAGGAUAGCGGUGAUGCCCUCGUCGAGGCCUGUUUCACUUGGGACAUCACCCCUGCCGCCUCUUCUGACAGUGUAGAGUGA